AUGGAAAAGGAGCAAAAGAUUGAAGGAGUCGAUCCACCGGUGGUGGUGUUGUCCGAUGAUGAAUUAGACUCUGAUAUUGAUUUGGAACCACGACCAGGUCUCAAGAUGCCUGCUUCUUCUUCUUCUUCUUCUUCUUUCGAGGAGGAUCCAGAAGUACAUGCUAAGCACUCAAGAAAGCAAACUACCUGGAUUGCAGAAGAAGCUCUGAACAAGGCUAUAAUUGCACAAUGUGGGAUUUUCUGCCACUCCUUGUUCACGGCCAAGAAGGUCGGCCCCUCCUCUGCCUCCUCCUCCACGGAGAGCAGCUCUGCCACUCCUCCUAAGAUGGCUGCUGUCCAUAAUGAUGAUGGCUCCUCCGUCGCCGCAGUGGAAAGCAGCCCUCCAACUCCUGCUGCCGAGGAGUUGUUCUUUGCUGAGACAACAAUGUACUCUGGCCAGGUUGCUUCUAUUGUUCGAGGUGCACCAAGGAACCUUUCUACCAUCCACCUGAGGAUCAAAAUGUUGAAGAAGCAAAAGAUCGAAGGAGUUGAUCCGGCGGUGGUGUCUGUUCAGGAGGCGGACUCGGACUCCGACUCGGCCUCCGAUUUGGAACCGCGUUCCGGUGAAGAGAUGGAUUAUUCCUCCUCCUCCGAGGAGGAUCCAGAUGUCGUUGCACAGCGUCACAAACAGCAAAUUGCCUCGGUUGCGGAAGAAGCUCUGAAGCACUACAACUACAACCACCAGGGUGUAGAGUACGUGCUUGUGGAUUUCAUACUCAUCAAUGAUGUUCUUAUUCCUUCUGGAAUGUUCACCCACUCCAUGUUCACUGCUACGAAUCUCGUCUCGUCCUCCUCCUCCUCCAUGGAAAGCAGCCCUCCCACUCCUAAGACGGUCGUCAUCGAUAAUAACGAUGGGUCCUCCUCCUCCUCCAUGGAGAGGACUCCUCCUACUCCUAAGAUGGUCAUUGUCAAUAAUGAUAGUGGCUCCUCGUCCUCGUCCUCUAUCCCCAUCGAAAGCACCCCUCCAACACCUCCUAAAACUGAACUGUUCUUUGCUGAGACAGCCCUAUACGAGGGCCAGGGGAUGAAGCUCACUGUACAUUCUUGCGUCAUCAUAGAUCCUUCUGGACCUGUUCCCCCCAAAAUUGGUUGCCACUAUUGUUCGACGUUCACCAAGCAACCUUUCUACCAUCCUCCCGAGGAGCAGUUGGAGUUUGUUCCUAAGCCCUCAAGGAGAAUCUGCAGCUGCACGCCUCAGCUGCUCAUCAACAUCGAUAAGCAUGGCCAACCCAUCUUCGAUUGUGACUCUAGUUGCAAGCAUGGGUUUCUCCUCGAGAGGCGCGUUGGAGAUGUGUUCACUGUUGUUGGUGGAAACAGUGACUGCUUGGAGGAGAGGCCGGAGCUCGAGAGACGAGCUUGA
This is a messenger RNA of Linum tenue, 1398 nucleotides long. The record is from the annotation of a GenBank genome assembly. Lineage: Eukaryota; Viridiplantae; Streptophyta; Magnoliopsida; Malpighiales; Linaceae.